This is a messenger RNA of Sebastes umbrosus (honeycomb rockfish), 2307 nucleotides long. It is a transcript of the gene hs6st3b, whose product is annotated as heparan sulfate 6-O-sulfotransferase 3b. Gene Ontology annotation, molecular function: heparan sulfate 6-sulfotransferase activity. Gene Ontology annotation, cellular component: membrane. Lineage: Eukaryota; Metazoa; Chordata; Actinopteri; Perciformes; Sebastidae. The record is from RefSeq and is a predicted model, not a curated record. The transcript has 2 exons. Bases 645 to 1955 code for a protein of 436 amino acids.
GCACAGUGAGAAUGAAUGAAAUGAAUGAAUGAAAUUCCACCUGAACAUAUCAGGUUAUGGGAUGGGAUGUAGAGUUAUCCAGCCCAACCAGGACGACGAAAGAGGUAACGCAUAUGUGUCGGCUGGGAUGCAGCAGCAUCAGCAUCAGCAUCCUCAGCAUCAGUACCAGCAGCAUCCUCCUCUCUAAAGCUGCUUCAGCACAGUCAGUCAGACCGAGGAGGAUGUAGGAUGCAGCCGGAGGAGGAUCCAGCCCAGUCCAGUCCGAGCAGCGGCACAUUUCUGCAGAAUUACCACCGAAAUGAACCACACUGCGAUUUAAAAUAGAUAAAGAAGCUAAAAAACUAUCAUCAGCAUCCUCAUUUUGAACUUCAGACACCCGGACUAUGGGAGUCGUCUGCGCGGAUGCAGCAGCUCAUCUACUGUACAACCGGCUCCAGAAGAAGUUGGGACAGCCACACAUCUGAAUGCCAUGACUCUUGACUUUGGACUAGAUUUCCAGCGCAGUGCAGAAAAGGUGGACUUCCACAUUAAGUGCAUUAUCUGAUCAACAUGUGGGAGUCUUUCUGAGGCAUGCAUGGCUAUUGAUCCCAUAGGGGUUAUUUAUUUAUUCACAGUAAUGGAAUGAAGUGCACUAUCUUGAAAUAAUGGAUGAUAGACCCAGUAAGCUCAUCUUGGUGCCUAUCUUAGCUGUCCUCUUUGUUAUGAUAGGUUACCAGUACAUAUGUCCAGCUGGCAGCAAUUCGUGCUACUUUAAGGCUGGGGAGAAAUUAAGUGGUGUGAGCUUACUCUACCAGGACAACAGCGAUGAUUUCUACAGAGAUCAGGACCUGGAGGAUGACAGCCCUCCUUACAAGCUGCCGUCCAAGUUCAACUUCACCGAGAGAGACCUGGACAGACACGUGGAGUUCAACAUCAAAGGGGACGACGUGAUCGUGUUUCUGCACAUCCAGAAGACAGGAGGGACCACUUUCGGGAGGCACUUGGUGAGGAAUAUCCGCUUGGAGCAGCCGUGCGACUGCAAGCCCGGACAGAAGAAAUGCACAUGUCACCGGCCGGGCAAAGAGGAGUCCUGGCUCUUCUCUCGGUUCUCUACCGGCUGGAGCUGCGGACUGCAUGCAGACUGGACCGAGCUAACGAACUGUGUGCCUGUCAUUAUGGAUAAGAAGGAGGCCCAGAGGAAUAAAAGGAACUUCUACUACAUCACCAUGCUGCGAGACCCAGUCUCCCGCUACCUGAGCGAGUGGAAGCACGUCCAGCGCGGAGCCACGUGGAAGACCGCCCUCCAUAUGUGUGACGGACGCUCGCCCACCCAGGACGAGCUGCCCACCUGCUACAGCGGGGAUGACUGGUCCGGUGUCACCCUGACAGAGUUCAUGAACUGCCCGUCCAACUUGGCCAACAACCGACAGGUCCGCAUGCUGGCCGACCUCAGCCUGGUGGGCUGCUACAACCUGUCCUCUAUGAACGAGAGCCAGCGCAACCACAUCCUUUUGAGCAGCGCCAUGAGCAACCUGAAGAACAUGGCUUUCUACGGCCUGACCGAGUUCCAACGCAAGACGCAGUACCUGUUUGAGCGGACGUUCAGCCUGCGCUUCAUCUCGGCGUUCACGCAGAUCAACAGCACGCGAGCCGCCAACGUGGACCUGAGCGAGGCCGUGCGCAGACGCAUCGAGGAGCUCAACUAUUUGGACGUGCAGUUGUACGAGUACGCGAAGGACCUGUUCCUCCAGCGUUUCCAGUUCACCCGCCAGAGGGAGCACCAGGAGGUGCGCUUGAAGAGACGCGAGGAGAGGCGUUGGCUGAGGGAGCAAAAAGAGCAGGGAAGGCCGUGGCCGCCCAAACACAGAGGGGGAGGAAAUGGAGGCGGGAGAAGGGGAGGCGGGUUGGAGAAAGGGACUGACGGUGACUUCCCCACCACCACUGAGGACUACACAAGCCAAGUGGCCCGUUGGUGAGGCUUUGGUCUUAAGAGAGAGGAGCAAGAGAGAGAUUCCUCACAGACUUGUUUAAACCUUUGACUCUCUCUCUCGCACAUCCUAUGUCUCUCUCUUUUUGCCUCACCAUUAAUCUGUCUCCUGCAUCUGUCUGUUUUCUCAGCUUCAGUGUGAUCCGAGCGCUCUGCUGUUUCUUUAUGAAAACUGCCAAGUCUGCGAGUCUCACAGCAGCUCUGCCUUGGAGUGCCCUUUGGUGUCUUAAAUCUUUAAAUGCUGUUUAUACAUUAUUUUUUUUUUUGGUCAUUUGAUUUUCGCCUUGGUUAUUUCAAUGUGUUGAAUAAGACAGUAAACUGAGGUGAAAAAAGAGAAAAAA